AUGUCUCGAAACGCGUGCAGGUGCAAGCCGCCGGCUGCCUUCUCCAACCUCUCGGUGGCAGACUGGAAGCGGGUGGGCGUGCCGAUAGAGAUUAAUGGCACAUGGAGCCGCUGUACCAUGUUCGACGUGCCCGACGACUACGAGAGGCGGAAGCCGGUGAGCUGCCGAGACUGGGACUACGAAGACCAUGGGGUCUCGUCCAUCGUGCGCCGCUGGAAUCUGGUGUGCCAGAGGCACUGGUUGGUCUCCAUGGCCGGAACCGUGGACACUCUGGGCGCGUUCGUCGCACCCCCUCUCGCCGGACAGCUGGCCGACGUGGUCGGGCGGCGUCCCGUCGUUCUGGCCGCGGCCCUAUGCUUCGUGAUGGCCGUCGUCGUGGGUCAACUGGCCGGCUCGUUCAACCUGUACCUGUCGUCGACGCUAUUCGCCUCGGGUGGCUCGAGCACCGCGUUUGCCGUGGCCUUCGUGCUCCUCUUCGAAGUGACCGCUUCACCCUCGCAGACACUGUUCUGCACGACGGCGAUCGUGCUCGGCGCAGUAAUCGCCAGCCUGCUGUCCCUCGCGUUGGACGCACUCGUGUUGCUGCCGGCGCAGCUGAUCGGGCCGGCGCCCGCCGGCUGCCUGCUUCUCGUGUGCGCCGCGGCACUCUCGUUUGAGUCCCCGCGCUGGCUGCUCGCCGUCUGGAGGGUGCAGGAGGCCCAGGUGCUGGUCCUGCGCGCCGCCGACUGGAACCGUCAGUCGCACGAGGCGGCUCUGCAGGCGCUCGGCAGGGCCACCGAAUCCAUGAAGCUGCAGAAGCAGAACGUGUCGAAGUGCGGCGCGGCCACGCUGCUCGACCUGGUCGCCUCGCACGCGCUGCGCCUGCGCGCAGCCGUCGCGCUCGGCAUAUCCUUCUCGCUGGUGCUCACCUGGCAGGCGCUGAGGCUCGACGCGGGCUACCCGGAGCACAAGUGGGCCAGGAGACUCGGCCUCGCUCUAUUCUACCCCGCCUGCGUACUGACGUACCAGGGCAUGACCAGUGUGGGCAGGCUUCGGGCGUUGUGCGUGCUCAUGCUCCUCCUCGGGCUGGUUUGCUGCCUCCUGGGCGUGCUCCAAGCCGUUGAGCCCCGCGCAAUGGCCUCGACGCUGCUGAUGCUGGCGAACACGUGCGCCUCCGCCGCGCUCAUGGUCAACUUCUUGUGCGUGGCCGAGCUCUUCCCGACCGUGGUGCGGUCCCUCGCGUUCGGCGGUGCCAUCUCGGCGGGUCGCCUCGGAGCGUCUGUGGCGCCGGCGCUGGCUGCGUUCGCUCACCGCUACGGCAGGGAGGACUUGGUCCACGUCCUGCUCGGCGCAAUGGCAUUUGCGAGCACCCUGUCGAUGAUGGGCCUCCAAGAGAGCUUCUCUGCCCGGCCUACCGACACUCUCAGGGACGUGGAAGCCCAGUCGCUCAGAAAGCUGCGCAGGUCUGCUAGGAUGAGUCGAGGACUGCACUAGACCAUUUUUUUCGCUCCUUCCUUUGUCCAGCUGUGUGGUAUGCAAAAUAGCCCACAUACGCAACAUGCCUGGAAAGGCGCCGAUUGGUUCUGGGACUCCUUGUUUUAUUGUGAUAUAACUUUAGAUUGUGCCAUUUCUUGGCUAUGACCUUACCACGCUAGGCAGCGUGUAAACUGCCCUGAAAUAAUUCUAGUUGUAUUUUCUGUACGUAACGGUCGCCUUUUCUAUUAGUAUUUUUUAUUAUAUUCAGGUAUUUGUUUUCCGUUCGAAAUACAUUCUUUCAUAUUCGAAGCCGCUUAUCCCGCUGUGUGAUUUGCAUGUGCCUUGCCAGUGGCUCUAGCCGUGCAAAAGAGGCCUGUCGGUGAAUCGAAAGUUGGCUU
Dermacentor silvarum is the source of this 1853-nucleotide messenger RNA. RefSeq names its product solute carrier family 22 member 21. Gene Ontology annotation, molecular function: transmembrane transporter activity. The transcript has a single exon. Bases 1 to 1473 code for a protein of 490 amino acids. Gene Ontology annotation, biological process: transmembrane transport. Lineage: Eukaryota; Metazoa; Arthropoda; Arachnida; Ixodida; Ixodidae. The record is from RefSeq and is a predicted model, not a curated record.